GCUCACGCUAAUUGCGGUUUGCGUUAAUUGAUCUCACGCUAAGUGGGGCUCUACUGUAUAUAUAUAUAUACAGUAAGCCCCCAAAUUUAGCGAAAUCCAGCUUAGCGAAACCUUUAUUUAGUGACUGUCUGGAAAAAGGCCAAGCCCUCAAGUUUGGCGAUUUUCUUUCAUAUUUAGCAAAUGUACCACACUACACUGUCCUGCCUCCCGCCAAGGCCGCCUGGAGGCUGUUCUCCAGGCGGCCUUGCUCCCGCUUGCUCUGAGCCAAUUGUCCUGCCUAUCGCUUGCUGUGAGCCAAUCGUGUGUCUGUUUUGCCGUGAUGUCAGCCCCACAGUGCCUCCGGCAUUCCUACUCGACACUUGAGCUAUUGUGUGUGUUAAUUCAGCAUGUGAACUCAUUUUUUGUGCUCCCAUCCUCUCUGUUCAGCGAGUUUUGCUAUCACCAUGGCCUCCACUAGUGGUUCGGGGGUGCUGAUUCUAGUGAAGGUGGCGAUGUUGCUGAUAAGAAAGCUGUGCAGAAGUGUGAUUAUAGGAAAGGUAAACAGCACAAGAUCUAUUCAAUGGCUGACAAGGAGAAAAUUUUAAACAUGAUAGAAGCUGGAGCAAGAACCUGUGAUAUUGUUAAGGCCUUAGGGGUUCCUGAGUCUACAGUGAGGAACAUUCGAAAGGCCAAGAGUGAAGUUAAGAAAAAUAUUGAAAGUGCAAAGAAUUAUUUCCCCAAGGCUGGCCCCUCUAGGGGUAUUCAUGAGAGGUCUGUGAAGAACCACAUGCUACUUAUAACAGAAUACUUUCUACUGAACUGGCUUACACGUAGACUUGAAGAAAAACAAAGUGUUGAUGGUGAGGAAAUUCGUCGUACUGCUAGAGAAUAUUAUGCAGGUGUGUGUGCCAAGAAAAAGGUUAAAAAUCCUCCUUACAUCACUGCCUCAAAAGGGUGGCUGCAGAGGUUCAAGAAGAGGUGUUCUAUAAAGCAUGCCUCUUAUAAAGGGGAGAUAGCCUCUGCUGAUGUCGAGGCAGCCAAGGCCUUUAUUCUUGUGGCCAAGCAAAUAAUUGAUGAGGGUAAUUAUUCCCCUGACCCAGUGUUUAACUGUGACGAAACCGCUUGCUACUGGCGUCGCGCCCCUGCUUCUACAUUUAUUCCUAAAGAGGUGAAGCAGGCACCUGGUCACAAGCUGGCGAAGGACAAAUUCAGUGUUUUAUUCACAUGCAACGCUAGUGGAGAAUGUAAAAUGAAGCCACUGGUGAUAUACAAAUUUGCCAAGCCUUAUUCAUUUACAAAUUGUGACAUGGAGAACCUGCCUAACUGUAUCUGGCUUCAUAAUGCAUCUGGAUAUAUGACUAUCCCAAUAUCUGUCAUCUGGUUUGACAAGCAUUUUGUACCCGAUGCAAAGAGACACUGUAAAAAGAAAAAUAUCCCCUUCAAGGUUGUGCUGUUCCUUGACAAUGGCCCCGGCCACGCAAAAUUCCUGGUCUGGCGGCACCCAGCUGUCCAAGUUGUAUUUAUGCCCCCCAAUACUACAGCCAAACUACAGCCCCUGGAUCAAGAGCUUAUUGCUAACAUGAAGCUCAUCUUCUAUGGCUAUCUCCAUGAUAAAAUUAAAAGGGCAACAGACAGCCGAAAGAAGAUGAAAGACAUUGAAAAGUUAGUGAGUAGCAGGGAGGAGGAAGUGGCAACUCCCGACCCACAAGCAGCACCCUCAUCACCGGCAUCUCUCAUUGCCUCUACCUCCGCACAGCUGGCCACACCACAAACCCCACACUCUCCAGUUGCCUCAACUUCAGCAGUACCUCCUGUUGCAUCAGAUGUAUUAUCUAUGAAGCAGUUUUGGAAGAAAUUCCAGAUCAAGCAGGUGGUUGAUUUGAUGUCUCGUUCUUGGUCUGAAAUAACUCUGAAGACAAUUAGACAUGCCUGGAGCCCUUUACUGCCUCAUUUAAAGCUGCAAGAGGAGGAGAGACAGAAGCAAGAAACACUUCUCCAACACAACAAAUUCCAUUCAACAAGUUCCCAGCAUGGCUGCAGUGGACAAUGAGGCUGUUGCUGACAUCGUUAGAGAAAGAACCAAGGAACUUGAUGAUGGAGGAGGACGAGCAGGAGGUGGUAGAUCAAGAAACAUCAACACCAGGAGAUAAGGAGGGCACCACUAAAGAACUGAGCAACAUCCUAGGACUCUGUGCUAUCUUAAAAGAAGAGACCUUCAACAAAUUCAAACAAGAUGACGAAAACAUUGAACAAGCUGCGCAACACCUAGAAAAGUUCACAGGAGUAUUCAGGGGGCUUUGCCAGAUGAAGUUAGCAUCAACUCAACAGGCAAAAAUAACAGACUUCUUCAACCAUCAGCUUGCAAGGCAAAGAAUGAUAAGUCAGGGUCUCACUGAUAUUCUAGGCAAUGAGGAUGCUGAUAUCCUGGAUGAUCCAUCACCAUGUGAUACAGCUGCAGAGGAACCCCAGGCACCACCUCCUGUUCACAUAUCUCCAGUCUCUCAAGAAGAUGCAGAAUUCCUAGGCUUUGAAGAAGUUGAUACUGCAUCAGCCAGGGAGGUUGCAGCCCGAGGAGAGGACCCCAGUGGUGGUGGCGGGCACUAAGCCUAUGCGCCGCUACCACCACCCUGUAUUUAUCAUCCCUCCAGGCUUUCAUUCUCCCCUUUUAUAGACCAACUAAAUCCUGAGAGAUAUGCAGCUGUUCAUUUUAGAACAGAGAAUAUGGAUGAUGCUUCUUUCAAGGAAUAUCUGAUCAUUGUCUUCCUACCAAGCCACACCUUUCAGUCCAAACCAGCCAUGCUGCAAAGCAUACCAGGUGCAUCUUGGUCCAAUUCCUUCAGAAGAAAUAGAAAGAAGCCACAGAGUGAUUUGUUGACCACCAUUAGCUAUUUAGCUGCUGAAUUGUCAGAGCCGGGCUUCAUCUUUUCAUGGCUUACAUGGGAUGAUCCUCUUGCACAACAAUUGGGUCCUGUGUAUGGACUCUUUCCAGAACUGCAGACUCUGGUAGGACUGGAAGUGGAGGAAGGAGCACUGCACAUUUUCCCUCACAACAACAAUACUCAUGCUGCCCUUAAAGCCUGGCUUAUAGCUGUUAGGGAAGGUCAUAGCACACCCUCUGUGUUAUUGCCAAAGAAGAUGUGGGAACCCCGCUUGCCUGGCUUUGACUAUCUCAGUUUUAUGCAGCAGGACCAAGACCAUGAUGCAGAAGACCACCUUGUGCUGGAAAUGGAGGCUGACCUCACUACAAAACUUCAUGAUGGUGGAAGGAGCAGUAGCAAGGAAAUCAUCCAUGAAGAAUUGUAGGUGUUUUCUAUUUACCAUGAUCCUUUUUAGAUAACUGAUGUGGUUGCAAGGUCCUUGUUCUAUUUACCUCUUGAUCUAAAUCAUCAACAGUCUAGCCCUUGUAACAACUGAGCAUCGACACUCUUGUUUUGUUAUACUGUUGGUCAUUAUUUAAUGGCUGCAAGCAUUCUUUUUAUCAUGAGUGAAUCCUUAUCAGAUUCAAAUCCAGAUCAAUGAUUUAGAACUGAUCAGUAUUAUGAAUAGAAGACACCUUAUAAAACACAUUACAUGUAUAAAACUAACAAAUUAUAAGUGUUGUAACAGUUCUUGAAGUAACUUGUAUUGUUAUUUGUUUUUAGAAUAUGUCAACUGAAGUAAUCUAGCAAUGAUAUUCCAACAUUUUUGGCAAAAAAUUUACAUUAUUUCCUAUAAAAGAUUACAUAUCAAUUCAGUAAUACCAAAUUAAACAUCAAAUUAGAUUUAAGUUUCAUAAACAACAUAAGUUAUCAACAAUGAUCCAGGGUUAUAAACUAUUAGUACCAUGAAA
Molecule: messenger RNA, 3808 nt
Organism: Portunus trituberculatus (swimming crab)
Lineage: Eukaryota; Metazoa; Arthropoda; Malacostraca; Decapoda; Portunidae
Product: tigger transposable element-derived protein 1-like
Exons: 5
Coding region: 560-2029 (489 amino acids)
Cellular component (GO): nucleus
Molecular function (GO): DNA binding
Source: RefSeq, a predicted model, not a curated record